AUGACCGCCACAGUGGAGUCGACAGCGUCAUCUAUCGGACCGUUACCAAAACUACCAAAAGUUUGCACCACCAAAAAAGGGUGGAAGGAGCUACAAGAAUCAGUCGACGUGGACGGCAACGAAGUCGUGAUCGUUAACUCUAUCGCCGGCCAGAACCAGACCUACUACAGCUACGAGUGUGUCUCUCCCUGUACCGCAUGCAAAGGUGUGAUAGGCUCGUCGAUGUGCAAGAUGCGGUACACGUACGUCAAGAUGUUGUAUCACCUCAAGGACGAGUCUUCUACUGAGACCAAGUGGGACUUUGUUGAGGUGCCGUCACACUGCGCCUGUGAGCUCAUUACAGAGUAUGCGAUUGACGAAUGUCUGGACUAAGCAGCCACCACAACUCGUAGAAGUAAAUUGAUUGCUGGUUGGCAAGAGAAUCUCACCAGCCAAUCAGUUGCUGAGGACGCCAGUUGGAUGUUACUCACUACAUUUAGGAGUAGGAAGGAAGGAAGGCAGGCAGGAGCAUCCCUCACCACCUACAGUACUAAUGAAG
Molecule: messenger RNA, 538 nt
Organism: Homarus americanus (American lobster)
Lineage: Eukaryota; Metazoa; Arthropoda; Malacostraca; Decapoda; Nephropidae
Exons: 5
Coding region: 1-372 (123 amino acids)
Source: RefSeq, a predicted model, not a curated record